Messenger RNA from Orycteropus afer afer, 978 nucleotides. Its product is annotated as DNA dC->dU-editing enzyme APOBEC-3H. Gene Ontology annotation, cellular component: P-body; nucleus; cytoplasm. Gene Ontology annotation, biological process: defense response to virus; negative regulation of single stranded viral RNA replication via double stranded DNA intermediate; DNA cytosine deamination. Gene Ontology annotation, molecular function: cytidine deaminase activity; zinc ion binding; RNA binding. The record is from RefSeq and is a predicted model, not a curated record. NCBI's taxonomy places the organism in Eukaryota, Metazoa, Chordata, Mammalia, Tubulidentata, Orycteropodidae.
AUGCCUCCCAGCCAUGCAGAAUCGCUCUUCCUUGACUGGUGGCUCCACGAGGGGCUGCCUCCCGAAAACGAGUACCAGGUCAUCUGGUACCUGACCUGGAGCCCUUGCUGCAAAUGUGCAGUCCAAGUGGUCGAGUUCCUGAAGGCACACGGUAAUGUGCACCUGAACAUCUUUGUUGCCCGCCUCUACUACACCAAGAAACCAGAGACCCACCGCGGGCUCCACAGCCUGUGGCAGGCAGGGGCCCAGAUCAAAAUCAUGUCUGCCCAAGACUUUGAAAACUUUUGGGAAAACUUUGUGGACCAUCAGGGAACACAGUUCCAGCCUUGGGAGAACCUGAAUGCAAACUACAAGGCUUUGGACAGGAUGCUUGAGGACAUUCACAGGAGCACAAUGGAUCUGCUCACCAAAGAGAUGUUUGACUCACAAUUUAACAACCGGCGCCGUGUCGGAAAGCCCUACUACACAAGGAAUGCCUACUUGUGCUACCAGCUGAAGGGCCCCCAACCCGUCAAACGCUGCUUUCAGUACAAGAAAAGUUACCAUGUGGUAAUUCGCUUUAUUGACGAGAUCACUUCCAUGACACUGGACCCAGCCAAUAACUAUGAUAUCACCUGCUACCUCACAUGGAGCCCCUGCCCUUACUGUGCCCAGAGACUGGUCAAGUUCAUCAAUGAUUGCCACUACGUGAGUCUGCGCAUUUUCAUGUCCCGACUGUACAACCACUGGUGCAAGGACCAUAUACAGGGCCUGCAGCAUCUGCAUAAAUCCAACAUCCAAGUGGCCGUCAUGACCAAAGAGGAUUUCACAGACUGCUGGGAAAACUUUGUGGACCACCAAGGGGAGCCCUUUGUAGAAUGGAAGAAUCUGGAGUCAUACAGUAGGAGCAUAGCUCGACGGUACAGGAAAAUUGUGGAGCGCUCACCCACCCCCCAUCAAGAUGUUUUAAAUGAAGACUUCAGGAAUUUGCACCUUUGA